This is a messenger RNA of Corticium candelabrum, 1969 nucleotides long. RefSeq lists its product as uncharacterized. The transcript has 12 exons. The coding region runs from base 1 to 1773 and encodes 590 amino acids. The record is from RefSeq and is a predicted model, not a curated record. NCBI's taxonomy places the organism in Eukaryota, Metazoa, Porifera, Homoscleromorpha, Homosclerophorida, Plakinidae.
AUGGACAGGAACGCAAGAGCUGCCAAUAAAAUUGUCGGACGUGAGCAGUUUGCGACUGUCUCGAGUUUCAAGGUAGAAGUCAUUUACCUGAAAAGAGAGGAUGGCAACGAGGAGGCAAUAUUUCCCCAGACCGGAGGUCGGUUCGACGGACUCUCGGCUGGUCAUCGCUAUCAACUCUACGGCGACCCGCUCUUGGUGGAAGAGUCGAAUGUGUCCGAUGCCUCGUCGUUUCGCACAGUCGUCGCCUACAGCUGCAGCCAGUUAUCGGUAGCACCGAGCAGCAAGAAAGCGCGGUCGCAAUCGGCAGUCAGAGAAAUCAAGAAGAGUGUUGACCUGUGGUCUAUGCAAGUCGUUCGAAACAAGCUGCAGCUAGCCGAAGUACGUUCGACGUACGAAAGUCACUUCGAAGCUCAAGGUGUUGUUCUGUGUGACGACCGAAUUAUCCUAGUGGACAACCGCGGCGUACCGUUCGCAGAUGGCGACGAAACAAGAGAGACGGCACCGAUCAAGCGAAAGCGAGCUCCAUCGGCCACCGCCUCGUCAACAGCGAUCGGUUACGGCCAGCUGCAGUCGUUGAGCUCGAGCACUCGUGCCUCAUCUCCGGAUAUGGAUAUCCUUUUCAAGAUCGACGGCGAAGUAGAAGACGCGCUAACUCAUCUCGGCCGCCUGGAAUCCAGCUUCGAACGAGUACACGAGAGAAUCGAGAACAUCGAAGACAAGAUGGAGCAAGUUUCUGAAUUGCAAGCUAAAGUGGAGAAAACAGAACAAACUGUCCUUGAUUUGACGCGUGAAUUGAAGAAUGAAAAAGACAAUAGGAUGAAUCUGGAGGGAUAUGUGCAUUACUUGGCCAAUCAGCUUACACAAGACACGACACCUUCCAACCCAAGCGCAACAUCGAAACAAAACGAAAUCUCCAAGAUAGCUACUGAAUCCGAAAACGAAAAUUGCAGUACUCAGAACACAGGCCAAGUAUACCUGCAAUUGAGUGUAGAUAACCCGUAUAUUAUCCUGUGUGGUGGCUCAAGCUGGAAAUUUGUGAAUGUCGCAGACCCUCCAAGCAGUUGUAAAGAACUGUAUGACAGUGGCCUCAACGGAAGCCAGUACACUCAGUCUUACUUACUGAACGACGGAGCGGGAGGAACACCUUACAAGACAUAUUGUGAUAUGAGUUCAGAUGGUGGAGGUUGGACGCUCGUCGCUCGAGCACAAGGACAGACUACAGAGUGGGCUCCGGCUAGUCAAUCCUGGUCUAACAACGUUCUCAUUGCGCCGGAUACAGCCGACAACGUUAGUGCAAUGAGUUCGAUGAAAAACAAAGGAUGGCUAAAUAUCAACGGACAAAAACUGAAAGUGUGCUACGACGGACCACACACCGAUUGUGCUGUGUUUACCCAUAAUCUAGGAAUCCCACUUUCUCAACUGUUUGCCAAGAGAUUUCGCGUGGCGGUUACUGAGAAUUACACUUUUCGGACACUUAGAGCUGCGUUUAAUCUCUCUUCUUCUGUUUAUCGCUUCCCGGCCAGAGCUCAAUGGUGCGGACUGAAUCUGGGCAAAUGCAUGGGUCGCACAAUUUGUCGCAUCGGAUGCAUUGGUGACUUUACGGCGAGCUCGGACGUGUGCGGGAUGGAUGACUAUGCUCUUGGUAUUGGAGUGAGCAGCUGCUUUGACAACUACGGUUGUGACAGCGUUGGAACGUCAACAAACAAUCUGCAUUACCGAGACAGACCAAAUCACGGAGUCUUUCUACAGACUGCCUUCAUAUACGUGCAGUAAUGAAAUCGGAAUUUUUGGUGAAGACGAUGUGUCAGUGCGUGUGUUUUUUGUUGUAGUGUAAGUGAGGGCGUGUAUACAUAGUGUUGUUGUUUACAUAGCAUCUGUAUACGCAUGCGCAAGUACUAAUUAAAUUUAAUUAAGAAAUACAAGAGAGCUAGACUGUAUCAGUAGGCAUCGCUGUGCUGUGGUCAUAGCA